CUGUGUCUCUCUCUCUCUCUGUGUCUCUCUACGUGGGUCUCUGGGUCGCCGUGCCAGGCUACACGGGGCACCUUUACCUUGCCGUCGCCGUCAUCGUCGUCAUCGCCGUCGGCGUGUUCAGGAGCCGACGUCCUGGUCAGCAAGCGUCAUCGUCAGGGCCAUGGCGGAGGAGGCGAUCGUGCGGAUCCCGCCACAUCACUACACUCACGUCCUCGACCUCAGCUCCAACAUCACGCGCCUGGAGCUGGGGCCUCGCACGUACAUUCGCCCCGACAAUGAGAGGGUGCUGUUCCCCCCGGCCCGCAUGGUCAGGGUCCCACCCCGCCACUACUGCGUGGUGGAGAACCCCGUGGCGAGGGACCGUGACUCCAACCCCGUGCUGGAUGCCAGCGGGCAGGCCAAGCUGAGGCACGCUGACCGUGAGAUUCGUCUGUGCCAGGAGCCCUUCCCGCUGUACCCGGGGGAGGAGUUACAGCUGGCGGUGUCUCCGCUCCGAGUCGUCCCGGUGGACUCUGCUCUGCGUCUCCGUGCGCUGAUCGACCACGAGGACGACUCUGGCGAGCGGCGCCUUGCAGGGGACGAGUGGCUCUUCCAGGGUCCUGCCACGUACAUCCCGCACAAGGAGGUGGAGGUGGUGGAGUCUCUGCGUGCCACCAUCGUGUUGCCCAACCACGCCGUGAAGCUGCGAGCUCGUCGCGACCUCGUGGACCGUGCCAGCAACACACGAGUGACGGGUGAGGAGUGGUUAUGGAGGAAGCUCGGCGCUUACCUCCCUGGCGCAUAUGAGGAGGUGGUGGAGAUCGUCUCAGCUCACAUCCUCACCGACAAGAAAGCGCUCCACGUGCGAGCCACUCGCUCCUUCACCUCGGCGGAGGCUGGGGCCGGGCCCUCUGGGCCGGCACGGCGCUGUGGUGAGGAGUGGCUCGUGAGCUGUGCCCAGACGGACAGUUUCAUCCCUGGCGUGCACGAGGAGGUGGUGAGCGAGGUGGACAUCACCACGCUCACACGGCGACAGUAUUGUGUCCUCGUCAACCCCGUCGGGAGGGACGGAAAACCACAGCUGGGCCACAAGCUGCUGGUCAAGGGAGAGAAGUCGUUCUUCCUGCAGCCCGGGGAGUGGCUGGAGAAUGGAAUCCAGGAAGUUUACAUCCUGGGGGAGGAGGAGGGAUUAGUUCUGACCGCUAGGGAAGCGUUCACCCUUACUGACGAGUCAGGCGACGUGGUGGAGGAGCGACGUGCGGGGGACCGCUGGAUGAUCCGGGGGCCGCUGGAAUACGUUCCGCCCGUGCAGGUGGAGGUGGUGGCCCGGCGCCACUCCAUCCCCAUGGACGACAACGAGGGCAUCUACGUCAGGGACAUCAAGAGCGGGAAGGUGCGUGCGGUGUGUGGCCAGACCUACAUGCUGACGCAGGACGAGGAGCUGUGGGAGAAGUCGUUGCCACCCAACGUGGAGUCGUUGCUCACGUGGUCCCGGGACCCCCUCUCACAGCGGGGGGAGCGGCCCCGUGGUGGGGUUGGUGGGGCACAGAGGGACCGCACCCGAGUGGUCACCUACAGCGUCCCACACAACGCCGCUGUGCAGGUCUACGACUACAAGGAGAAGCGGGCUCGGGUGGUGUUUGGGCCCGAGAUGGUCCGCCUGGACCCCGACGAACACUUCACCGUGCUGUCUCUCUCGGGGGACAAGCCCAAGCGUCCGCACGUCACCCGCUCGCUGUGCCUGCUCCUGGGCCCGGACUUCUGUAGCGACGUCAUCACCGUGGAGACCGCCGACCACGCACGCCUACAGCUGCAGCUCUCCUACAACUGGUGGGGGGGAGUGGUGGUGGCCUCCCUGCGACUCUUCUCAGUGCCCGACUUUGUGGGCGACGCCUGCAAGGCCGUGGCCUCACGAGUGCGAGGAUCCGUGGCCUCCGUGCAGUUUGACGACUUCCACAAGAACUCGAGCAAGAUCAUCCGCACGUCUGUGUUUGGGCUGGACGAGUCCCUGCGGGUCCGCCCUCAGCUGCGCUUCCCGCAGAACGGCCUCAUCAUCAGCAGCGUCGACGUGCAGGGCGUUGAGCCCGUGGACCAGCGCACUCGCGACGCUCUGCAGAAGAGCGUCCAGCUGGCCAUCGAGAUCACCACCAACUCGCAGGAAGCCACCGCGCGGCACGAGGCUGAGCGUCUGGAGCAGGAGGCCCGUGGACGUUUGGAGCGGCAGCGAAUCAGCGACCAGGCGGAGGCUGAGAAGGCGCGGAAGGAGCUGUUACAGCUGCAGGCCUACAGCGCUGCGGUUGAGAGCACAGGCGAGGCGAAGGCUGAGGCGAUGUCGAGGGCCGAGUCUGCGAGGAUUGAAGGCGAAGCCUCCGUGGAGCAGGCCAAGCUCAGGGCGGAGGCGGCCAUCAUCGACGCCGCCUCGGAGCUGGACCGCCUCCGCAAGGCGCGUGAGGCCGAGCUGGAGUUCACGCGUGUCAGGGACGAGUUGGAGAUCGCCCGCGCAAGGGCCCUGGCAGCCAUCGAGGUUCAGAAGUUCCAGGACUCGGUGCAGGCCCUCGGCACGGAGACCAUCAGGGCCAUCGCCACGGCCGGGCCGGACGCGCAGGUGAAGCUCCUCCAGUCGCUGGGCCUGCAGUCGACGCUCAUCACCGACGGCUCGAACCCCAUCAACCUCUUCACCACCGCCGCGGGCCUCAUAGGAGGCCUGCCGGCCAUCGCCCACCAACAGUCGCAAUGAGCGACCCGCCCUCCGACCCCCGCCCGGCAGCCAAUCACGACGUGGGGAUGGAGUUGGGGUGGGAGGGGGUG
Molecule: messenger RNA, 2787 nt
Organism: Petromyzon marinus (sea lamprey)
Lineage: Eukaryota; Metazoa; Chordata; Hyperoartia; Petromyzontiformes; Petromyzontidae
Source: RefSeq, a predicted model, not a curated record